Molecule: messenger RNA, 1038 nt
Organism: Cladophialophora bantiana CBS 173.52
Lineage: Eukaryota; Fungi; Ascomycota; Eurotiomycetes; Chaetothyriales; Herpotrichiellaceae
Exons: 2
Coding region: 1-1038 (345 amino acids)
Source: RefSeq, a predicted model, not a curated record
AUGAGAAGCGUACACCUGAUUUUGAUGCUGAGAGCAUACCGCUUCGUGAAAGCGAUAUUAAAAUACCUCGCUGCAGUGAAUCUUACCCCAGUACCGGUGUCAGGUCACCCGAUUUAUACUAGCUCCCAGGAUGUAUCUGUGAUUGUACCGACGAUUGACCCCGAUCCGUCGACAUUUCAAGAUGCGCUGUUGACGUGGUAUGAUAAUGGUCCACGAGAAAUCAUCAUUGUCACGACCCACGCCUACCUUAGCCAGGUCAGAGACCUUGUCGAUGAUGCUUUAAAAAAUGUUUCAGGGAAGUCCGGGAAGCAAAGCGGAGAAGUUGUCAAGGCCGUUGCCAUUCCUCAGGUUAAUAUUUUCAGUACUAUGCGCGCCAGUAAGAGGAAACAGCUCGCUCACGGCAUUUCCCAAACUAGUGGCAGGAUAGUGGUACUCUGCGAUGACGACGUCUUUUGGCCGACUAGCGACGUCAACCAUCAUGGCUUCUUAAGCCGUGUGCUGGCGUGCUUUGAGGACGCUCGUGUGGGCGGCGUGGGCACAUUACAGCGUGCCCGACCCCCAACAGUUGACGCCCAAGCACACAGCACAUUUGAACCUGAACCUAGUUAUGGUCAGGCCACGUCUCCUCCCAACUCGGUCACCUGUACCAUCGCCGAGGAGCUGGCGGCCUGGCGCCUGUGCCAGCGAAACUUCAGCAUAGCCGGCACCCAAUUCCUCGAUGGUAGUGUGACCUGCCUCUCCGGCCGCACCGCCGCCUAUCGUGCUUCGGUUCUCAAGGACGAAGCAUUCCUUCGACAGUUCACUCAUGACCUUUGGAGGGGAAAGCAACCCUUGGAUUCUGGCGACGACACAUUUAUUACGCGGUGGCUCUAUUCCCACGGCUGGCGUGCGAGGAUUCAAAUGGACUCCGAGGCAAGGAUCGAGACGACGGUCGCCAAAGAUUGGCGGAAGUUCGGCAAGCAAAUGCUAAGAUGGACGAGGAAUUCCAGGCGGAGUUACCUCAGGUGCUUAUUCGGUAUACCGAGUAUUUGGAGGUAA